Molecule: messenger RNA, 1929 nt
Organism: Fundulus heteroclitus (mummichog)
Lineage: Eukaryota; Metazoa; Chordata; Actinopteri; Cyprinodontiformes; Fundulidae
Product: sosondowah ankyrin repeat domain family d
Exons: 2
Coding region: 451-1422 (323 amino acids)
Molecular function (GO): protein binding
Source: RefSeq, a predicted model, not a curated record
CUGGGCUCCCUCCAACUCGUUUAUAAUUAGCAGCCUGUGAAAGUUUCGGGGGAGUAUACUAUCACUUCCUGCUUUAAAGUCCACCAGUGGUCACAUGUGAGGGAUCCUUGCUAUCGGGUUUUGUCAGAGAAUGAACUUUGUCUCGGUUCCUCUUUACAAAAGGAAAGCAGGAUCUCCGGCUUUGUUUCGUUCUGAACUAAGAAUAAAAUAGUCUGCGUCCUCUCACACCGGCUGUUUUUUAUAAUGCUAACCUGUUAAAACGCAGGUGUGCUUUUUUAUUUUUAUUUUUUUAUUUUUUUUGUGCGUGUCUGAGGACAUACUUUUUGGUAGCAGAACAGGAAAUGGCUGCAGUAAAGCUGGGAGAAAUAGUUGUUUUUGAUCUGAGACAUCUUCAGGGUGUAGUCUAAAAGGGAAGUAGCCUCGCAAACAGCGGAGCGAGGCCAGGCGGACAUGUACGAAAGCGGGUCGGCCAGCUUUGGCUCGGAACCAGCCGACGCCCACGGCAGCGGGCCACCCAGACAGAGCUCCGUUGUGGAGCGGCUGUCUCGGUAUGGCAUGCCGGUCAUGCCCGGGGCUUCCCAGCGUAGGUGGAGGCUGCAGCGGCAGCAAGAAGUCAGCGACGGCGCCGCUCCGGGAGGACUCAGCAGGGACCCUCCGGAGAGGGAGUCGAUCCCACCGGCUCUGCGCAGAAAGUACCUGAAGUUGCUGCUGAGCGGCUCGGCGAGCAGCGGCUGGAGCAGCGUGCUGCAGUGCUCCCGGAGCCAGAGCCUGCUCCCCGAGGAGGAGGUGGCGGAGGAGGAGGCUGACUGGGCUCUGUAUCCCAUGGAGCACGCCUGGAUGCUCCUAGCGGUGGAGGGGAGCUACGAAACCAUCCUAGACUUCAUCUCCGAGGACCCGCAGCUGCUAACCAGGAGGGACUUCAUCAGCGGGUACUCGGUUCUGCACUGGCUGGCCAAGAGGGGCCAGGACGAGGUUCUGCUGAAGCUGCUGCGCUACGCGGAGCGGGCGGACGUGGCCGUGAACGUGAACCUGCGGGGCAGCGGCGGACUCACGCCGCUGCACGUCGCCAGCAUGCACGGCCGGUUCGCGGUCAUCAAGCUGCUGGUCGGGGCGUUCGGCGCCGACGUGGACGCCAUGGACUACAACGGCAGGCGGCCGUGGCAGUACCUGAAGGAGGACGCGCCGCUGGAGAUGAAGGAGCUGCUGGGAACCUGGGACGAGCAGCACAGCUGCGGGGUUGCGCAACUUCUGAACAAGAACGUCAACAAUAACUGCGCUGGCGCAGUGGAGCUGGCCGCGUGUGACGAGGUGGAUGGCGCAGAACCCGAAGAGGUGAAUACCUACAAGACCAAGAAGAGCGGCUGGAGAUUCAGCUCUUUAAGAAAGCUGAUAUCCUCUUCAUUUGUUGGAUACAAGACAUGAGACGUGCGUGUGAAAAUAUAACUGUUAUGGCAAUUUCAAUAAGUUUAAAUAACUGAUUUUCUUUUGUUAUAAAAGGAUGAUUAGGGGUCCAAUUUGAUAUUUAGGCACGUCUAUGACCAUGGUACUGUGGUUUCUUCUGUAUUCCUCAAUUAUUUUAUUUAUUUAUUUUUUUUACACCAUAAAUAUAAACACAUUUUUACACGAAUAAGUACCUAACGUGCCUAUAUUGAUGGCGUUGUGAACGAGUUAUACUAUAAAAGGGAUGUGAUAAUAUCCCAAGGUAAAGCACUAAUCAGAAAACGAUAAAUGUUUUCUUUCAGAAAAUUGGUGUGAAAAUUAAACAAAUUUCUCCUAUUUUUUUUCUCAAGGAAAAAGGUACUGUGGUGUUUUUAAUUAGAUAUAGAUAUCUUGUCAUGUUGUAUGCACAAAGUGCGUACAGAACGAAAUUACGUUUGCAUACAGCUUGAGAAAAAGUCACUCUAGAAAUCACUCUAAAAAAUCACAGUA